CGUGCAGAACGAAAGAGCCAGAAAAAAAACUGAAAGUCGGUGGCCAGGUGGAGUGGAAGGCGCAGUACCGAGACAAGUUAACGCCAGCUGCCGGGCUCCCGAGGGUUAAGCUCUGAAGAAGUGCUGAGACUGAAUAUAGCUCAUCAUGAACAGCCAGGAAUGCUUUACAUGUGGACGUAGUGGACAUUGGGCACGCGAAUGUCCAAAUGCAGGUGGGCGUAGUCGGAUUAGAGGUCGUGGCAGAGGAAGUUUCACUGCUGCAAGAGAUAUCUGCUAUCGUUGUGGUGAAUCAGGCCACCUUGCAAAGGAUUGUGAGCUCCAGGAAGAUGCUUGCUACAACUGUGGUAAGGGUGGCCAUAUUGCCAAAGAUUGCAAGGAGCCAAAGAAGGAGAGGGAGCAGUGCUGCUAUAACUGUGGCAGGCCUGGACAUCUAGCCCGUGACUGUGAUCAUGCUGAUGAGCAGAAAUGUUAUUCGUGUGGAGAGUUUGGGCACAUUCAGAAGGACUGCACUAAAGUCAAGUGCUAUAGGUGUGGUGAAACUGGUCACGUUGCCAUCAAUUGCAGCAAGGCAAGUGAAGUGAACUGCUACCGCUGUGGUGAAGCUGGACAUCUUGCACGGGAAUGCACGAUCGAGGCCACAGCUUAAAUCUUUCUUUGUCGCCCCUCCUUUUUUCUGAUUGAUGGUUGUAUUAUUUCCUCUGAAUCCUCUUCACUGGCCAACGAUUGGCAGAUAGAGGCUAGUCCCAGGCCAAGUGAGCUUUACUCAAAAUGUAAAAGGAGGAAAGGGGUGGAAAUUGACUUUCUGCAUUUAACUACAAAUGUUUAUGUUUUAGUUUGGUAGAGGUGUUAUGUAUAAUGCUUUGUAAAAGAACCCCCUUUCCAUGCCACUGGUGUAUAGGGAUGAAUGAGUGGGAAGAGAUGAACCCGAUCAGUGACCCUUUGGGUUCUAGAAGUGAUUCUGUGGGAGGAAACCAAACCUGGAAGUGUCUGUGAAAACUUCCGCAUGUGAUUUCUUGAAAUGUUGGCUUUGAAUUGUUUGAUCUUGGGAGCAGUUCAUUACAUAAACCAACAUCUGUAUCGGGGCCCUAUGUCUCGUAAACAGCAAAGUGGGAGUAAACAAUGAGAAACAGAGCAAGCCUGUCCACAGCUGAAAAGUACAGGUUUUUUUUUAAAAAGCAUCAUAGGAGUAACCAACUUAACAGUAGCUGAAACCAGAGUCAGUGUUGGAGAUACAGAUGUUCAAGCAGAAGUUUGAAUAAAUUUUUGAAUGUAGUUUAGAGCUAUAAUACCCAUUAUGAAAUACCACAACAAACACAUAGCAAACAGGAUUGGAACUACACAGCAGUUGAAUGUGUUUUCACAGAAAUCAAGAUGUUAUUUUUGUAUAAUCCAAUUAGACUACUGUAAAGAAUCAUUUGCUUGAAAUCAGUUUUUUUAAGACGGAAGGUAAAAGCAACUGAAGUCUUAGAACUAUAGAAAUGUAAUUUUAAACUAUCAAUAAAGCUGGAGGAGGAAGGGGAAAGUUUGUCUGAGUGAUCUUUGGACAGUAUUCAGCCUACAAUUUACAUAGCUGAUGUGCAUUUCAUUUUCUAGGAAAAGAAUACAAAACUAGUUUUGUAUUUUUAAGAGCACAUACAUUGCACUUCUGAUAAGUCAAAAGUGCUUUUUUUAUUUUUAAUAAUGAGAACUGAGUAACUGCCUUGAGCAGAAGUUCAACUAAGUUUUUUUAGACUAGUUUAAGCUGGAUUUUUUUUUUGGUAUUCCUUAUGACACAUGCAUUUUUACUGCUCCCUCUGAAGAAGGAUUUAGAAAUACUUGAGGGAUAUGGCUUGGCAAUUGCUAACUAAGAUAAAAUUGGGGAAUUUACUGCUCAAUGUUGAGGAUUUUUAAAAUACCCAUGGCAGUAGAGGCUUCGGUAGUUUAAUUGAACAAACCUAAUUAAAGAAUCCGGAAAGGAUGUAUGUGAAGAAAAUUGAACAAAAGUUUCCCUUUCAAGAAAGGAACCAGUAACUUCAGCCUGGAGGCCUUAAAUUUAGAAUUGAAUAUUAAUUCAGCCAAACUCUCAAAUGAUUUUGAAAGGCCUCUUGUGCCUGUUAUUUUCUUUGUUUUAAUCCCAACAGAGACUACAGUGUAGAAAAUUGAAUAGAUUGAGGAAAACAUUGUGUACUCACUAAUUGGCUUCCUACGUGCAAAACUAAGUGUAGCAAAAGAGCAUUAAAAUAUAAAGUACUCAACUAGUUAAAGUAAUAUGGCAAUAUUGAGUAUAAUAUUCAGCUUGACUUGGUUCAUUCUCUUUGUAAAUGUUAGCCUUGUAUCUGCUUUGUAUUCUCAAAAUGUCUGCAUUGCUUGAAGGUUAUUUGCAGUUACAAACCAUUUGUUUCAAGCUUUUUUGUGGUUCUUGUAACAGUGAUCCUUUGAAAUAGCCAUGUUGUGCCAUUUGUGAUGCUUCCUCUGGAAAUGUUUCUGGCAACAGAUGUAGAUUGUGGCAAUGUAAGAACUUCUGUGGUUAGUAGGCUGACUUAGAAAGUUAUAAACUUCUGAUAGGUUUAGGUAAAUGGAUGUGAGUUAGGAUUGGAUACCAGAUGAAUCCAGUGAAAAGGUUUGGAACUUUUUGAAUUACAAGAGGCUCAAAUCAUAUGACUAAUCUGUGCCAAUGAACUGCAGUAUGUGGGGAAAUGUUAAUAACAAAACAUGGUCAACUUGUUUGACCUACUGACAAACCUUCCUCACUUCCCAAAUUGCCUGUACACGUAUUUCUGGAUUUGGGAUAAUUUCUACAAAGCUUUUACAUUUUGACUUUUUAAGCAGCCAUUUACAUUGUUCCUGAAUGUGUAGUUUGAUUUCAAAAAAUUAUUUCCUCUUUAGAUUUUUAAAUUUCCAUAUGUAAUGGACAAUAUGGAUUAUUGUUGGACUAACUUUAAGCAAAUUAAUCACUGCUGUGACUUCUCCCUAGGUCUCUCUGUAGAUGCACGUUGGCUGCAGGCAUGUUGCUUGCUUCAUUUUAGACUGAAAUUGCUUUAAAACCACUUCUGAAUUUGCAUCAAUGCACUUGUACUUUAGGCUUUUGAAGCACAUUCCUGUUUUAGACAUUGUAUGCUGGAGAAAUCUGAUUCUGAUUUUAGUGCUGUUCCUGGCACAAUUUUUAGAUGUACCAACCUGCUGAAACCACAAAAGGAAUAAAGGCAGCAUGUGCUAGAGCAAGUGAUCCCACAACCAACUGAUCAGGACAAAGCUCUUUUGUGAAUAGUUGGCAAUUAAUCCACUGUAACAGGAGCAUCCACAAAUAUUAUUGAGCAGAUCCUCAUUCAUUAAAAUAUUUUAGCUGUGACUUUUUAAGCCAGAAAUCCCGAGUGGAUGAGUCUGCUCAGCCUAAUUUCUUUCUUUUGAUAGUCAGAAGUACUUAAGAAGUAAUUACAAGGAUUUGGCCUCAACAACAUCCUAGCUGUAAUUCCUGAGACUUGUGCUGUAGAACCAGUUGUGCUCUUCUGUCCUGUUAUAACUACAUCACCUCACCAUUUAGCCAAACAGCAGAGAAUUGCUCAAGUAUAGCAUCACAGAAAUAUUCCAAUCUUUCUAAUCUCAAUCCAAAGUAUUGGAAAGUAUCAUUGAGGGUGGGAAAAGCAGCACUGACUGAGUAAUUUUGCUGUGGGUAAUCCAAAAUACCUUGUUAUCCAUAUCAGGUUACACCUUGUCCAUGAGCUGAAUUCCAGAGACCGUUUGAUGUUAAAGCAAUUGUCAAGAAUGGCCAACAAACAUGAGCAAAAUUUUUAAGUUGAUUUGUGGUGUAAGAUAAGGAAAGAUUGUGGACUAAUCAAAUCAGUCCCAAAAUGAUGUUGACCUGACCAACUUGAGCUAAUUUCUUCAGUGACUGAUUUUUGCAAGGGCAGAAAGGGGGAUACUGACAAUGUAAAUGUUCAGCACCAUUCCCAAAUCGUCUCUCUGAAACAGUCUGCCUGAUCACAGGAAGAUCUAAACAACAUUCUGGUUUGGGUAAGUGGCAAGUAACUGACACCUUUUUGUAGUUGCCAUCCCUCACAUUCAGAGCCUGGUUAUCAUUGGCUAGAAAUUUAGCUGAAGGAAUGCUGUAGUUCUGUGGCUAAUCUCCUAACUCCCUAAACCUGGCUAAUAGUUUCCAAGCCACAGGUAGAGUGUGAUGAAUCAUUGGCCUGGAUGUGUAGCUCUAGCUUAUCACUUGCUACAAAGCAGACCCCUGAGCGUACACUUCCUCCACUUAAGGUGCACAAUUGUAGUAGUAUGUCCUAAAUAGAAGCAAUGUACCAAGUUUCUCCACAGCACAUUCCAAACCAGUGACCAUUUGCACUCCAGAAGAAUAAAGGCAGGAAGGAGCCAGUGUACAAUUUGGGAUAUAUUGGUAUUUUGUAAGAAGGAAGGUUUUGAUUUGCAUCCAAUAUUGGGAAUCCUAGAGAUGCUGUGCUCCAUGAGGUUGAGGUAAUUAAUUGAUCUUUCCUGUUUUAAUCUAAAUGCACCAUUUUUCAAUGGUCUGUUUGUUUUUAUGAUAUCUUUAGUCUGCUGACAACUAAACUUUUUAAAGUUGAAUUCCAAGAGAUUUCUUUAUGUUGCUAUCUAGUGAUUUGAUCUUCGGCUGAAAAAAAAAAUGUCUUUGUUAGGUACUGAAUGACUGGGAUAUGAUGCAAUUUAAGACAGUGGUGGAAAGGGUGGUAUUACUACAAGAAUGAGUAGUGCAUGGCUGACUAAUGGUUUUCGAUUACUGCAGAACUACAGUCUAAGAGACUAAAAUUUCCACGUAGACUUUCUUCGCACACAAGCAGCUGUCAGGAACACGUGAACUGCUUUAAACAUGCUAACUGGUCUGCAGAAGAUGCUGGUCAAGAGGAGAUGCCGGUUCUUAAAGGAAUAUGAUACAAUGAGAAUUUUGGACACUAAACAGGAAAUCAAAUUUGAAGGAAAUGAAACUCAUAAUGAACAAUUAUGAACAAUAAGGAUAUUGAAUUAGCAAUACUGAAUCAGGAAAGGGAUGAGCAAAAAUCUGAUGAUACAGAAGCCACAGGACUAGUUAGUCUGACCAACUUCAGAAAGGAAACCACAACCUUGCACAGAUGAAAGAAUGGGAUAAUUACACUUAGUUGGUCUCCUCCGUUCAUUGAAUAAACAGAAUGAGCAAAUGUUACUUUUA
Rhincodon typus (whale shark) is the source of this 5155-nucleotide messenger RNA. It is a transcript of the gene cnbpb, whose product is annotated as CCHC-type zinc finger, nucleic acid binding protein b. NCBI's taxonomy places the organism in Eukaryota, Metazoa, Chordata, Chondrichthyes, Orectolobiformes, Rhincodontidae. Gene Ontology annotation, molecular function: zinc ion binding; single-stranded RNA binding; mRNA binding. The record is from RefSeq and is a predicted model, not a curated record. The coding region runs from base 146 to 646 and encodes 166 amino acids. Gene Ontology annotation, biological process: positive regulation of cytoplasmic translation. Gene Ontology annotation, cellular component: cytoplasm. The transcript is spliced from 6 exons.